CGCAGCGGGUGCGUCACGUGGGACAGCUCCGACCAAUCAGCACAAAGUUUCCAUACACAGAUUUGUAAGAUGGCGACUGCCGAACCGGUGAGCACUUUCUCUGAAGAACAUAUCAAAACAAUUGAAAGCACCCCAAGUCCAACCCAGACUGAUGAAGAUGGAGCUGAGGAGUCUGGACAGGAGAUCGUAAGCCCCGAGGCAUACAUCAAGCACCCCCUGCAGAACAAAUGGUCCCUGUGGUUCUUCAAAAAUGAUAAGAGCAAAACAUGGCAGGCCAACCUGCGACUCAUCUCUAAAUUUGACACAGUUGAAGAUUUCUGGGCUCUCUACAACCACAUCCAGCUGUCAAGCAACCUCAUGUCAGGCUGUGAUUACUCCCUAUUUAAGGAUGGCAUUGAACCCAUGUGGGAGGACGAGAGAAACAAGCGUGGCGGCCGCUGGCUGCUCACACUCAACAAGCAGCAGAGGAGAUCAGACCUGGACCGAUUCUGGCUGGAAACUCUUCUGUGCCUAGUUGGAGAGGCAUUUGAUGACCACAGUGAUCAGGUUUGCGGAGCUGUGGUCAACAUCCGCACAAAAGGAGAUAAAAUAGCAGUCUGGACAUCAGACUUUGACAACCGGGAAUCCGUGACACACAUAGGGCGAGUUUACAAAGAGCGCUUGGGGCUCCCUCAGAAGAUGACUAUUGGCUACCAAUCUCACACAGACACGGCUACCAAGAGCGGUUCAACCACCAAGAACAAAUUUGUUGUUUGAGAAAUACUCAAGUGCCUUUUUCA
Molecule: messenger RNA, 779 nt
Organism: Notolabrus celidotus (New Zealand spotty)
Lineage: Eukaryota; Metazoa; Chordata; Actinopteri; Labriformes; Labridae
Gene: eif4eb
Product: eukaryotic translation initiation factor 4eb
Exons: 7
Coding region: 70-756 (228 amino acids)
Biological process (GO): translational initiation
Cellular component (GO): eukaryotic translation initiation factor 4F complex; cytoplasm
Molecular function (GO): RNA 7-methylguanosine cap binding; translation initiation factor activity
Source: RefSeq, a predicted model, not a curated record